This is a messenger RNA of Aspergillus affinis, 1005 nucleotides long. Its product is annotated as RNA-binding protein. The record is from RefSeq and is a predicted model, not a curated record. The transcript is spliced from 4 exons. Lineage: Eukaryota; Fungi; Ascomycota; Eurotiomycetes; Eurotiales; Aspergillaceae. Gene Ontology annotation, molecular function: RNA binding. The coding region runs from base 1 to 1005 and encodes 334 amino acids.
AUGGUCGACGCUCCCGAGAGUCCUAGGCCGCAGGAACAAACUCCCGCCAAAACCGGCUUCCAGAACGGCGUUCGAACGACGGGCCGUGCUUUCCACUCCCCCAACUGGCGCAUGAAGGGCGAAGAGAGCCCUAGCGGCGCCGGCUCCCCCGGCCCCAAGACCAAUACCUCGCGAGUCGCGUUCAGCAAACCGAGUCCCCAUGUCCCGCAGGCCAUUUCGGAGGGACGUCGCCUCUACGUAGGCAACAUGCCCUACACGGCCAAAUCGGAGGAUGUACAGGCACUGUUCACGGCCGCCGAAUUCCCAAUCGAGCGCAUCGAUAUCGCCAUCGAUCCCUUUACCGGCCGGAACCCGUCAUACUGCUUCGUGGAUCUCGAGACGAAGGAAUUAGCUGAGCGCGCGAUGGUCGAGUUGGACGGUCACGAUAUGCUGGGCCGUCCUGUGAAGAUCAAGCCGGGUGUGGUUAAGUCGCAAAGCGAACGGUCUCAGCAGCAGCAGCAGCAGCAGCAGCAGUCGCCCCGGACGGAUGGCUCCCCGCGUGCCACCAGAACUUCCUCCUCCCCCUUCGGUAUGGACCGAUGGCGCCGGGACGACAGUGCCCCUACUCCUCCCGCCGCCCCCGUCUUCCAGAGAACCAAUUCCGAUUCGAGCCGUCGUCUGUACGUCGGGGGACUGCCCCGCGUGAGCGACCAGGAAUCGAUCACCAGCAACAUCACGAACUUCUUCAAGGGGUUCAACAUUGAGAACAUCAGCAAACUGUUCAGCCCCCACCCCGCCAAGCGGUUCGAGGCUGGUGACCAUUACUACCUGUUCGUCGACUUCGGCACUGUCGAAGAGACGCAGGCUGCCAUGGACGCCUUGAACGGCAAGGAGGGGCCCUGGGGUGGUAACAUCCGAGUGCAGAGAGCCCGCGGAGAAACCUGGAACUCGGAGGAGAGAAAGAACAAGUGGUCGAGUUCUCGGGAGAAUGAAGCUGCUCCCGCCGAGAUUGCGGUCGAUGCUUAA